This is a messenger RNA of Rhinichthys klamathensis goyatoka, 1378 nucleotides long. RefSeq names its product nitrilase 1 (gene nit1). Gene Ontology annotation, molecular function: hydrolase activity, acting on carbon-nitrogen (but not peptide) bonds, in linear amides. The transcript is spliced from 6 exons. Bases 219 to 1136 code for a protein of 305 amino acids. The record is from RefSeq and is a predicted model, not a curated record. Lineage: Eukaryota; Metazoa; Chordata; Actinopteri; Cypriniformes; Leuciscidae.
AUUUUUGGAUUAAGACACCCAGUUUACCCAAACAUAAACUAUAAUACAUUGCAAAUGACAGGGUUGUUGUUUGAUUCACAUUACUCUGUGAUAAGAGCCAGUUAGGUCGUGCGGUGUUAAUAUGUCAGCUGUACAGUUAGUCAUUGGCUUGGCAGUGGGUGAAGCGGGCUCGAAGUGCAAGCUGUGAUCAACAGAAGCCAGCGACUCACACGCUGCCGAUGCGUCUGUCUCCAGCUUCUCUUGCGGCUGCUCUGUUGACUGUGCGAGGACAGAUCAGGAUGUCGUCAUCACUUCCUGUGGCAGCAGUUUGUCAGAUGACCGCCACCCCUGACAAAGAGGCCAACUUCAGCGCUUGCACGCGAUUGGUCGAGCAGGCCAAAGAGGGCGGGGCUAGUAUGGUGUUCCUGCCGGAGGGCUUCGACUACAUCGGCUCGAGCCGCGAGGAGACGCUGGCGCUCUCGGAGAGUCUGGACGGUGACAUCAUAACCCGCUACACACACCUGGCCAGGAAGCUGGACUUGUGGCUGUCUCUGGGUGGAUUUCAUGAGAGAGGACAUGACUGGAAAACAGACCGCCGCAUUUAUAACAGCCACGUUAUCAUCAACGGGAAAGGUGAGGUCGUGUCGGUCUACAGGAAGGCUCAUUUGUUUGAUGUGGAGUUGACCAGUAAAGGUGUGUCUCUUAAAGAGAGCGCUUUCACAGUGGCGGGACCUCGACUGCUCCCGCCGGUCCAGACGCCCAUCGGGAAGGUCGGUCUGGGCGUCUGCUAUGACCUGCGUUUCCCUGAGCUGUCGUCAGCGCUGCAGAGACACGGAGCCGAGAUCCUGACGUUCCCAUCAGCCUUCACGGUGGCCACGGGAGCCGCGCACUGGGAGGUGCUCCUGCGGGCGAGAGCGAUCGAGACGCAGUGUUUCGUGCUGGCGGCGGCUCAGGUCGGGUCUCAUCACUCGCGGCGGGCGUCUUACGGACACGCUCUCGCGGUGGACCCGUGGGGGGGGGUGAUCGGGGACUGCGGGGGGGCAGAUGUGGGCGUGGCGCUGGUGCAGAUCGACCUGCAGACGCUACGGGACGUCAGGAGGGACAUGCCAGUGCGGCAGCACCGCAGAGAGAAGGACUUUUACUGCAGCUUGGACUGAAACACCCGUUUAUGAAUAAUACACACUGAUGCAUAGUGAUGAUAAUUCAUGACUUAUUAAUAAAUUGGACCCAGGCUGGAUUAAUGAUUUGUCUACUGUGGCGCUUCAGUCAGUAGUGAAAGACUGUGUAAAAGUCUCCAUGAACUGAUCAUGACAUAUGGGCUAGAAUUAAGCCUAAUGUCUUUCUCUUUGAGAGAUAUAUGAGAGCAAGCAUUUAAUAAAGAGAAAGUUAUGUACCAUCA